UCAUUCUGGAUCUAUUUGAGUGCUCAUUCUUAAUUACUAAUUAAAAAUCAAGAGAGAUCGACGAGUAGCUGAGCUUGUCUUCUUAAUCUUCCACUUUUUACUGCCCUAUUGAUUUCAGACUUUAGAAACUUUACUUUACUUGGGCGAAACUUAGUACGUAGGAGCUUGCAUUCGAGUCUCGCACUCUUCUACUCUCGGUCUCUCACUCUCUAGCACUCUUCCAGACUUUCAGUAAAAAAGUAUACCACUGCAGGCAUUAUAGAGAAGAUUUUUUGUCUGCAUUUAAAUCCGCCACAAUGGUUGCAAGCGCUAUUGGAAAUAUCAUCACUGAAAUCACGAGGUUGAGCACGCUACGUGUUUUUGGCAAGAAGACGACAAUCAUCAUUGACAAUAUCAAACGUCAUUUGUUAUCCAUCAAAGAAAUGGUAGAGCUGGAGCAUGCUGAUGCUGGUGCACCUACACCUGCUUGGCUAAUGGACAUCCCACUCGCAGAUGUGGCCACCGAUUUGUGGGAUUUGUUGGAGAAUCAAAAACAAUGUAACAAGUCUUCAUCAUUUCUCUCUAUCGAAAAGCGAUUACAACGUAUUGUUGAUGAUUUAACAAAGCAGCCGCUGUUGAAGAUUGACCGAAACAUGAAGGACUGGGAGAUGGAGAUUCCUAUUGGUUUCAAAGAUGAUAAGGAAACUAUCAUAGAGAGGAUGUUGGCUCUAACAAAAGCAAAAGGUGCUGUUGCAGUGGUUGUAAUUUCAGGGAUACGAGGGACAGGGAAGACAACUCUGGCUAAAUUUGUCUGUGAUGAUGAUGAGAAAGUGAAAAACCAUUUUGAUAUGGUUUUUUGGAUCGACAAUAUCCACGGCGAGUCUUACGCAGAUUACGUUGUACAACAAAUGGUUCAUCAGUUGGCAACAAAGAAGAAGAAAGUUGAAAACAAUGGGUCAAUUGAAAAUGUUAAUCUUCAAGAAUCCAUAGGUGGAAACAAGUUUCUUCUUGUGCUAGAUGGUCUGCACAGCGAGAACCGUGAUGAAUGGUUCAAGUUGAAGGAGAAACUGAAAGAGGCAGCUAGUUCAUCAAGUGCUGCGGUUCUUGUAACAGCGCAAAAUUAUCUUUUAAGAAAUGCGGAGAUUAUUAUACAACACCAAAGCUGAGUGAAGAAGAUUCGUGGACUCUAUUUAAGCAAGUUGUAAGAGAACAUCCAAGUGAAUUAAACAUUAAAAAUGCCCAGAAAAAGAUGUUAAGCAAGUGCGGAGGAGUCCCUCUAGCGAUACUAACAAUGGCAAGACUGUGGAAGUCUCGCGGAGACAUUACCGAGGAUUCAGAAAUAGGGGAUUUGGAAGAGCUAUUUAUGCAGGAGAUGCAGUUGAUAUAUUACAACGAGCUCCCCUCUUGGCAUCUAAAGCAAUGUUUUGCUUAUCUAUCAUUCAUAUUCCCCUGGGGAUACUCGAGUGUUGAGGAAAAUGAACUAGCUAGGCUUUGGAUGGCUGAAGGGUUUCUAGGGGCUGUUCAUGUGGAUUCAAAUUCGUCUUCAUCUUCUUGCUCUCCUCAACCACAACCGGAAGAUCUGGCGCAUAACUGCAUACAAGAACUCCGCCGUAGGUCAAUCCUCAGGGUCUACACAAACAAAAGAUACAACAUGACAGAGUGCUAUUUGGAUGACGAGCUAAUGUCGGGAUUGUCAAGAUUUGUGGCUGGUAAAGACCGCUUUUGCAUGGACGAUGGAAACGCGGAUGUCAAAGAAACAAUCCCAAGAGUGGCAUUAACCAGUAAAAACUUUUAUGUUUCAAAUGGGACUCUUUCAUCCCUCAUUGAAAAUAACAAAAGUUUGCGUACCCUUCAAUGGGAUGGGCAGCUUUCGAAAUUUCCAAACGGGGUAAACUUAAGAUUUUCUGCAUGUGAUGCAAUAUUUUAUGCAUUUAAGAGCCUGCGUGUGUUGAAACUAAGAGAUUUGGGCAUUAAGAUCUUACCCGUUUCAAUCGGGGAGCUGAAGAGUAUAAGAUACCUCGAUCUUUCUCGCAAUAACAUGAAGAGACUUCCCAGUUCCAUUGGUAAGUUGAAGCUUUUGCAAACCUUAAUAUUGUCCCAUUGUCUGCAGCUGAGAGAGUUGCCAAAUGAGGUGAAGUACUUGGUGAGUCUUAGGCAUCUUGAAAUAGAUGAAUGCCUGCACCUUACAUAUCUGCCAGCAACUUUGAAGAAGCUCACAAAGCUUGAGACUUUAUCGAAUUUUGUGGUUAGCACUCUCAACAACCACAAGCACAUUCUAGGCUUCAAGGAACUUGUUAAUCUGAAUAACUUGAGUGGACAGUUGGAGAUUUCACAUUUGGAGCGAUUGAAGUUUGUGGAUGGACAUCAUGAUGCUGCUGCAUAUUUGAAAGAGAAACAACAUCUCAAGCGUCUCAUUCUGAAUUGGAAUCAUGACAACGACCAUGAGGACAACAAAAGGCACGAUGAAAGAUCAUUGGAACAACUGGAGCCACAUCCAAACCUACAGCAGCUACACAUAGUAGGAUACAGCGGUGUCAAGUAUUCAUCUUGGCUCUCGUCUCUGAACAAUCUCGUUGGCUUAAGUUUGAACAACUGCUCCAAGUGUGAAUCUCUUCCGUUGGAGCAAUUCCCGAAACUGAAAUAUCUCCAUCUUCGAAGACUGGACUCUUUGAAAUAUGUAAUAGAUCAAGAUGACCGUUGCAGUUGGCUGGAACCGGAACAUCUGCAAUCCCUGUCAAUAACUGAUUGCCCAAAUCUGAUGAGUUGGUGGAAAGGGAAUACUCACAACAAAGCAUUAUUGUUUGGCACUAUAAAAGAAAUGGAAAUUAAGUACUGUCCCAAACUGAAUUCAUUGCCCCUGUUUCCUAAUCUUGAAGAUAGUCUGGAGUUAGAGGGCUCCAGUGUGAAACCAUUAUUAGACACCAUAAACUAUAGUGGGAUGGCAUCAAAUUCAAGUUCUGAUUGGCCCCUAUCCAGAGUGAAAUAUUUGAGAAUUAAAAAUGUGGAGCAACAUUCUCUUCUACCGGAAGAUUGGCUUAGAAACUUCGUGUCUCUCAAAUACAUUCGCAUUAGUGAAAGAAUGUCACUAAUAAAAGGCUUCAAACAUCUACAUUCACUUUCAACCAUGAUUAUUGAAAAUUGUACACUAGUUGAUUUAUCAAGGGACGAAUGGGAGGGUCUGCAGAGCCUUGACGAUCUAAUACUAUACCAAUUGGCUAAGCUUGAGUCUCUUCCAAAAGGAAUCAAACAUUUUACAUCUUUGACUUAUCUUCAUAUUGAGAGUUGUCCUGAGUUAAAAACCCUGACAGAGGAAAUAGGACAUCUCAAAUCCCUUAAAACGCUUUGCAUUAUAGACUGUCACAAGUUAGCUUCGCUUCCCAAGGGAAUGAUCAACCUCAAAUCACUAAAUUGGUUAUUGAUUAGUAGCUGCCCAUUGUUGUUGCCAAGGUGUCAACGGGGAACCGGUGAUGAUUGGCCAAAGAUUAAGCACAUCAAAGAUAUCCAGUUGGUCGGUGCCUCUGAAGCCUACGACCAAUGACAUCAACCAAGCCCAAAUUGGUUUGGCUCAAUCCCUUUAGCCUUGGGAAUCCAGCUAUUGAUAGGAAUCAGAUAGAUGUCAUCUCUGAUUUUGGCGUAACAAAGUGUUUUGGUGUCCAAGUGUGGUUUUCAUGUACUUGUAUUACAGGUAAAAUAUAAGAGGGAGAAGAACCGCCUGUUUAUCAUCCACAUUAAUUAGAGAUACAUUUUUUGGGUUUUAAUUAGAUAAGUAGAAAACAUUAUCAUGUUGGUUCUAUUUCAUUUUAAAUUACUCAGUUGAAUUGAAUGUUUAAAUUUGCAUAAAU
Molecule: messenger RNA, 3821 nt
Organism: Arachis stenosperma
Lineage: Eukaryota; Viridiplantae; Streptophyta; Magnoliopsida; Fabales; Fabaceae
Product: putative disease resistance protein RGA4
Exons: 4
Coding region: 1229-3517 (762 amino acids)
Source: RefSeq, a predicted model, not a curated record